Molecule: messenger RNA, 2580 nt
Organism: Chrysochloris asiatica (Cape golden mole)
Lineage: Eukaryota; Metazoa; Chordata; Mammalia; Afrosoricida; Chrysochloridae
Gene: TBC1D12
Product: TBC1 domain family, member 12
Exons: 13
Coding region: 1-2280 (759 amino acids)
Source: RefSeq, a predicted model, not a curated record
AUGGUGGGGCCCGAGGAUGCUGGCUCCUGUUCGGGAAGAAACCCCAAGUUGCUCCCUGUGCGGGCGCCGGAGCCAGUGGGCCAAGACGGGACGAUGAUUCGGGCCACUGGCGGCUUCGGCGGAGGCGUCGGCGCAGUGGAGCCACCGGAGGAGGAGGAGGAGGAGGAAGAGAAGGAGGAGACGCCGCCUCGUCGGCUCCUUCAGCGUUACCUUGCGGCGGCAGGGGGGCAACUGGAACCGGGUGUCUGCUACUGUCCGCUCUCCGCCGGCCAGGCCCACGCCCCGUCCCCCUCGGCAGCUGAGCGCUCGGGUGCCUGCCCGCUGGGCUCAGGCUCCAAGUGCCGAGGCACUGAGGUGGUGGUGACUGGCCGCGCGCCGCGGCACGGAGGCAUGACCAACGGGGACUCGGGCUUUCUGCCGGACCUGGAGGAGGCUCGCGGGCUGCCCCGUGCCGGCGGCCGUCUCCGCCUGGAAAGGCCUGGUGACGAGGGCGCCGACAGCGCGGGCAGCCCCUCCGACUGGGCCGCGCCGCUGGAGGACCCGCUGCGGAGCUGCUGCCUGGCGGCCACGGACACUAAAAACACUGACGGCUCAGGCAGCGACUCGGGGGGCAGCUCCAUAAGCCGCGGCAGCAGCGAGGACUUGGAGCACCCGGGAGCCGGCGAUGGGGGUCCGCAGGAGGGCGCAUCUCCCGCUGGCUCAGCCGAGAGGACUAGCGGGGGCGCGGGCGCGGAGUCGCGCCUGGGCUUCUUUGACGUUCACUUGAACUCUCGGAACACGUUCGAGGUGAGCCGCUGCCAGAGCGUCGGCGACCACCUGCCCCCGGCGGCGCCGCCGCAGCCCCAGCCCGCCGCAGAGCAGGGUCCCGGGGGCACCUCGGCCCGGGCUCGACGGAGCGGCGGCUUUGCCGAAUUCUUCGCCAGAAACCUUUUUCCAAAAAGAACGAAGGAAUUAAAAUCAGUUGUCCAUAGUGCUCCUGGUUGGAAAUUAUUUGGUAAAGUCCCUCCCAGAGAGAAUCUUCAGAAAACUUCCAAAAUCAUUCAGCAGGAGUAUGAAGCACGGACAGGGAGGACCUGUAAACCACCACCCCAGUCUUCAAGACGUAAGACUUUUGAAUUUGAGCCGCUUUCUACCACUGCCUUGAUUCUUGAGGAUCGGCCAUCAAACCUUCCUGCCAAAUCUGUGGAAGAAGCUCUACGCCACCGGCAAGAGUAUGAUGAGAUGGUGGCUGAGGCUAAAAAACGAGAAAUUAAAGAAGCACAUAAAAGAAAAAAAAUAAUGAAAGAACGAUUUAAGCAGGAAGAAAAUAUUGCCAGUGCAAUGGUAGUUUGGAUCAAUGAGAUUCUGCCCAACUGGGAAGCAAUGCGUAGUACAAGAAGAGUUCGAGAAUUGUGGUGGCAGGGAUUGCCCCCUAGUGUUCGUGGGAAAGUUUGGAGUCUAGCUGUAGGAAAUGAACUAAAUAUCACUCCUGAACUUUAUGAAAUCUUCCUCUCAAGAGCAAAGGAACGAUGGAAAAGUUUCAGUGAAACAAGUUCAGAAAAUGAUACAGAAGGUGUACCUGUUGCUGAUAGGGAGGCCAGUCUAGAGUUAAUUAAGCUGGACAUAUCUCGUACUUUUCCAUCUCUCUACAUCUUUCAGAAGGGUGGCCCAUAUCAUGAUGUCUUACAUAGUAUCUUAGGGGCAUAUACAUGCUACAGACCUGAUGUUGGUUAUGUCCAGGGAAUGUCCUUCAUUGCAGCGGUACUCAUUCUGAAUCUAGAAGAGGCUGAGGCCUUCAUUGCCUUCGCAAAUCUCCUCAAUAAGCCCUGCCAACUGGCCUUUUUCCGUGUGGAUCACAGCAUGAUGUUGAAAUAUUUUGCAACAUUUGAAGUGUUCUUUGAAGAAAAUCUCUCUAAACUGUUUCUUCAUUUCAAGUCUUACAGUCUUACACCAGACAUAUACUUGAUUGAUUGGAUCUUCACAUUGUAUAGCAAAUCACUACCACUUGAUCUGGCCUGUCGAGUCUGGGAUGUAUUUUGCAGAGACGGAGAGGAAUUUUUAUUUAGGACUGGAUUAGGAAUCCUUCGAUUAUAUGAAGAUAUUCUCCUACAGAUGGACUUUAUUCAUAUAGCACAGUUUCUCACUAAAUUGCCAGAAGAUAUCACAUCAGAAAAGCUGUUCAGCUGUAUUGCAGCUAUCCAGAUGCAGAAUAGUACCAAAAGAUGGACUCAGGUCUUUGCGUCUGUAAUGAAGGAUAUCAAAGAAGGAGACAAGAACAAUAGUCCUGCUCUGAAAAGCUAAUCUUCAAAAAUUAAAAAAACAAAGUGAAAUAUUAAAAAGCUUUUUUGUUAAAAUAUUUUUGUUUCCUAUGUAAAAAGCAUGUAGGAAAUUUUUGGAAAAAUCCAAAAGAAUCAAGAGAUGGAAAAUUGCAUAUUUUGAAUUCCAUGACUAAAGUAAUGAAAUGCUUAUUGACAGUAUUAUUAAAAUGUAUUUUGUAGGAGGAGCCAUUUUACAAAAGAAGAAGUUUAACUAGACAGUUCAUAUGCCAUAAUUCAGACUGAACAAUUUAAUGCAAUAAAUUUUUUAAAUAGUUUUGGAAAU